Suillus discolor is the source of this 228-nucleotide messenger RNA. RefSeq lists its product as uncharacterized. The transcript is spliced from 2 exons. Gene Ontology annotation, molecular function: iron ion binding; oxidoreductase activity, acting on paired donors, with incorporation or reduction of molecular oxygen; monooxygenase activity. The annotation marks the transcript as partial. NCBI's taxonomy places the organism in Eukaryota, Fungi, Basidiomycota, Agaricomycetes, Boletales, Suillaceae. The record is from RefSeq and is a predicted model, not a curated record.
AGCAUCUGGAUAGUGAAACAACGAUACCAGGCCGCAAGACGUUUGCCAUUACCGCCUGGACCGCCUGGACGUUGGCUAUUAGGAAAUACGAUGCUAAAGUCAUAUGCGCCAUUUCAAUUCGCGAGAUGGACAGAACAAUACGGACCUGUGUUCUCGCUCAAACAGGGCCAUAGGAUUGUCGUAGUUAUAGGACACCAUCAGGUCAGCGUAAAACAAUACAUUGUCUAG